AUGACCAACCUCACCUCUCUCACAGCCAUGGCAGCAGAUGUUGUAUCUCACAGCCUGAACCUCCUGGAGACUCUCAAAGAGUCCAUUGAGAACAACAAGCUGUCAGAUGUCAAGGAUGCUGUGGAGGACCUCCUGAUCAGCCGGAUCAACCUGGCCGUGGCAGGAGAGCGGUGUCCUGAGAAGUCUGCAUUCAUCAACGCCCUCCGCGGCCUGGGGCCUGAGGAUGAAGGAGCUGCCCUGUCCCCCUGCCCCACUCCUCCAGAGGAGAUGGCCAUCUAUCCCAAUCCCAAGCACCCUGACUUCAGGCUCUGGGACUUGCCACCCACCCCCGCAGCCUUGCCUUUUGAGGAUGAUGAGGAUACAUUGCUUUACUCCAACGUCAAGGCUAUUAUGGGUGGAGAGUGA
This is a messenger RNA of Coregonus sp. 'balchen', 405 nucleotides long. NCBI's taxonomy places the organism in Eukaryota, Metazoa, Chordata, Actinopteri, Salmoniformes, Salmonidae. The record is from the annotation of a GenBank genome assembly.